This is a messenger RNA of Spodoptera littoralis (African cotton leafworm), 2880 nucleotides long. The record is from the annotation of a GenBank genome assembly. Lineage: Eukaryota; Metazoa; Arthropoda; Insecta; Lepidoptera; Noctuidae.
AUGUCGCACAGUAACAUGAUAAAUGAGAAGAAAAAGGCAUUAUUAGCUUACAAAGAGAAGAUUCAAGAUGAGAUAAAGUACUACGAGAAGACUAUAGAUGAGUUUCGUGUCAAUUACAAAAAUAACAGUUUUUACGAUGAUUCUGACAGUUCAGAUUCCGAAGAAGAAUUCCCCUUUGCAGUCGACACGGGUCCUUCACUCAGUGAGCUAAAACUGAAACAGGCGUUAUUGAAAACAUGUCUUCAUGCGACACAAGAACUAACCAGUUUGACUGUCCUGCAGUCUGAAGUAGAAUUGCUGGUUGAUGAGCCUAAGAUUGAAGGCGAGUCACCAAUAACGGAGCCUGGUGUAUGGAAGGAGGUGACAGCGGAGUGCAAUAUAGACCUCGUCCCAUUCACCAUAACAUUCUACAUGCAUACUCCUACCUACAAAUUCGCUCCAACUUCAUACCGUGGUCUCCGAGUGGUACCAGUGAAGGGUUCCCACGAGCUGGAGCUGUCCAAGUCUGUGCUGCACAGUUUGAAGCUGCCCAGUGAUGCUGUGGAGGUCCUACGUAGUUACGCUGAUGGGUACCGCUCCAGGCGAACGACACUCGCCCGCUUGGCCAAUAAAUACUCUAACUCACUCUUUAUGGAGCCACAUCCUGAAGGCGGUUUUAUCCUGAAAUGCGCUGGUCUGCUAGAAGUAUCUUGGAGGCUGGAGAACAAAUGGUCGCCUGUCGCACCAUUCCAUCAUAAGAUGAAGUUUGAUCUGGAGUAUAUGGAGGAAUCGUACAUAAAAAUAAUAACACAAGCUCACAAACAACUGCUAGAUCCAUCAAUACAGACGGACGAACGAACUUUAUUACUAGCUAAAAUUAUCGCAACAUGUCUUGAAGCAAGAGGUCCGAUAGUCGACUCCGAUCUUGAAUCUAAAACGACAGAAAGAGAUAACGAUAUGGAAAAACGAGACAGCGAAGUUAUGGCACCACCUAAGUCUUUACCUAAAAAAGGCAAACAGAAAGUCAAAGAUAAUAAUGCUGUUAAAAGGAAUAUAGGUAAUGAAGACAAAGAUUCUUUAGCUAAAAAGAUGAAAAGUGAUAACCAUGUAGAUGAAUCAAAGAAAAUUUCUAUUGAUAAUGCUAAGAAAGCUAAAGUUAGUGAUACAGGUAAUGAAGGAAGUAAGAAGCGUAAAAUAAAUGAUCCUAGUAAAGAUGGUGGUGCUAAAACUGAUGCCGAUGAUCAUCUAAAUGUUGACGAUGGUGGAAAAAAGAGAAAAGUCAAUGAUGAUCAAGCUUUGAAUGCUAAAAAUGGUAAAGAGAGUGUAGGUAAUAAAGAAACUAACUUCAAAACUAAGAUUGUUAAAGACACUGAUGUUAAUAAUGCGAAAAGUAAUGUUAUAGAUACUAAAAAUAUUAAUGUUAAUGUUAAAAAUAAUAAAAACGCGAAAGAUUUAGAAAAAACUGACGCUAAAGCUAAAAAUGUUAAAGAUUCUGCUGCUGACACUAAAAAUACAAAUAGUGCUAAAAAUAAAAAUGUAAAAGAUUCAGUAAAUGUUGAAGAUAAUUUGAAAACUAAAGCUGUCAAGGAAACUGACGGUAGUAAGGCUAAAAAUAAUAAUGAUAAAGCUAAAAACACAAAACUUAAAGAUAAUGAAAAUAAAGUAGUCGAUAAUGCUAAGAAAAAUAGUGUUAAUGAGAAAUCUGAUAGUAAUAAACAAAAAACUACAAAUGUUAAUAUUAAAAAUAAAAACACAAAAGAUUCUGAUAAUAAAGUAGAAAAUCCAAAAAAUAUCGUUAAUGAAGGUAAAGAAGCUAAUACUAAAACGAAAUCUAAAAAUGUCAAUGAAGGCACAGCUGCUAUUGAGAGUAAUCCUAACCCGAAAGCCAAAAAUAACAAAGAAAUUAAAACCACAGAAGAAAAAACUGCAAAUAAAAAAGUUAAAAAUCAAAAUGUCAAAGAUGCAGAUAAUGAUAAACCAAAAAAAGAUAAUGUAACAAAAGCUAAACAGACUAUUAAUGAAGUUGAAGUUAAAAAAAACUUCAAAACUAAAACAGGUUCGAAAACUGACGAAAAACAAGAAAUAAAUAAAAAUUCCGACAAUAUUGACAAGAAAAAACUUAAAAAUGUUACUGACGUUAAGAAUAAAGAGAAUGUCAAUACAAACAGAAACACUGCUAACAAUACUGAAGCUAUAAAUCCAAAAAACGGUGAAAAAAUUACAAAAAACGACAUGAAAACUACGAAAAACGCUGAAAAAUCAUCAAAAACCGACUUAAAAGAUAAGAAUAAUGACGUACAAGAUAAAAAACUAAAAAAUUCUAAUCAAAUCAAAAAUAAUAUACAGAAAACUACAUCUACAGCUGAAAAAAUUAACAAAGGCAUUUCAAAGACCACAGAGAAACCGCACAAAGCUGAAAAAAUUACUUCAAAAACAAAAAUGAACAAUGUCUUAACCGUUACUGAGAAAAAUGCAACAAAUUUCAUUACUAAAGACAGAAUUUCGCAUAUCAAAGAUGUAGUUACCGAAAAAUCUACAAACAAGAUUAUAAAGAAAACUAUUACAGCAACGAAUCCUAUUAAAAAUAAAAGCACUUUUACAAAUAACAAAAUAACAAAACCGCCUUUAGCAUCGCACAGGCAAAGUUUAAAAAAAUCCUUACCUAAUGGCAACACUAUAGUUUCAAAAGCUAGCAACACAGAAGCUGGGAAAAUCUCUAAAAUACCUCAGAAAAAAUUUUCGCCGUUAAGCGAUGGAUCAUCAAAGAAAAAUAAUAUGUUAAGAAUCAGCCCAAGAAUAAAUCCAUUAAAACUCAAGAUGUUACCACAAGAUGUCAAACAAAAGAUGAUGAAAACUACUAAUAUACCAAGAUUUUUGAAGAAACCGGCGCCAAAAGUGUAG